This is a messenger RNA of Alternaria conjuncta, 2244 nucleotides long. RefSeq lists its product as uncharacterized. The coding region runs from base 1 to 2244 and encodes 747 amino acids. Lineage: Eukaryota; Fungi; Ascomycota; Dothideomycetes; Pleosporales; Pleosporaceae. The transcript has 5 exons. The record is from RefSeq and is a predicted model, not a curated record.
AUGCCGUAUCUAGUCCAACCGCCCGCGCAGUCCAUCGACGCCUGCAACCCGCUGUUGACCUACACGCUCGCUGACCCCCUCCCCGCCGAGAUAAGCAUACUCAAAGACCUUCAGAAAUGGGGCUGGCAAGUCUCCGUGCAUUUCGAGGAUGAAGAAGUUUAUGUCGAUGCCGUAAGAAAGAUCGAGAAAGCAAUAAAGAAGAUGAGGCGCAGAACGCAGAUGAUAUAUGGCGACGUGGUGGGGGACAGUCCGAGGUUGACUCUUGAGGAAAUGUGGCAAAGGGAGGCGAGUAAGAAGGAGGAGGAAAGACAAUACGACACCAAGGAGAAGGAGGAAGUUAACGAUGCAGCAAGCAUGAUGUCGCGGAUGACAGAGCAGAGAGCUUGGGUGCGUUGGGCUGAUGAGGAGGCUGGGUUGGAGCCGGAGAGUCCUAACGUAGAUAAAACCACCGAUGAACAGUCCUACCUGUCGCACGCUCUGAGUUUAGAAGACUAUGAAGACUCAGUCAUCGACGUUUACGAAGGGCCUGCUGGCAGCCCCAGUACGAGCAUACAUAAAUACAACGCAUCUCGUUUUAUUGAAGAACACGAAGCCGAGUGGCAUACAUUUGUACCACGUCACUCUACCCAACGCGCUGCGCAUCAGCCUGCAAGUCAGGCAGCCUCAUCAUCCUCUACGCCUUCUACAACCUCUCCUUCUUCAGAAGCCCCAGUCGGUCUAAUGGGUAUGUCCGGAUACUGGUGUCCGCCCGUUCUUCCAACCCGGCCGCAAAAGAAACCUCAAUCUCAAUCUGUCGCAUCAAGCGCUGUGCUUCAAUCACGAGACUCGAAGGAGACUCGGAAGCUCAAGAAGAAAGUUACCCGCCGUGACUCAGAACCCUCGUUGAGGAAGUAUCUGCCACUUGGGUUUGUCAGGCCCCUGUCUUGGGUGAAAGGAAAGCGAGGCGCGAAUGAAGGGGCCAGUGCAGAUGCAACCGCACCAGAUGAGCAACAAACCACCGCUCGAUCAGAGAGUUCCUUUGGCCCUUAUCAACGCACCACUCCCACGCAAUCUGUUCCGAAUAUUCACCUGCAAGAUCUCAUAUUCCCUGGCCGUGAGAUAACCCCAGAAGCCUACUUCCAACGCACGAACCGACCCCGGAAGAAUCUACAGCCCCGCCAGCUUACACCACCACCAGGACUAGAAAACGAUCCCUAUAUGUGGCAAGUGUGGGACCGCGGCCGUAAAAGGCAGCAAGACAAGACUGAUCGUGUGCUGGGCAAAGACAGCAUACAUAGAUCAGAUAGUGGCAAUGCUAGUUGGUAUGAUGGGUUCCAGAAGAUGAUGAAGGAGAAGGAAGCAAAGGUAGCCAAGGAAGAGAAGAAGGCUGAGAAGAAGGCGAGGAAGCAGAGGGAGAAAGAGGAGAAGGAAGAGCGGAUACGCAAGGAGAAUAGGGAGAAGGAAGAGCGGAUACGCAGAGAGAAUGAGCAACCCGAAGACAUACUACGAGACCUGAUCAUAACAACGGACGGCCAAGCCGAGGAGCCCUAUUCCUACCACAAUUGGGGCUACACCAUCUACCGCACAUGCUACACGCCUGAAUCUCAAUCGCAAUGGGAAUCUCUAAUCGAAGCCAUUCAGCUAGGGGUCGAAGAAUCCCUUCCUGGGUCACAAGACGAUGAGCCACCGACAACAUCUCAACUCCUACGCUCCCUCCUACGCCUAGACUUCCGCUCGGAUGCUUCCCUGUAUGAUGGUCUUACUAUCGAACAGCUUCGUCAGACCUAUCUCAAUCCACCAGAAAAUUCUGUGCCCCCACCGAACUUCUACAGGAGCGAGCGUCUCUUCCUUGUCGCUGACGCGGACGUUUUGAUGGAUCCUUACUUUCUGCCGGAAGAGAACGAGACCACGAAAGUACCCGUUGACAAUAACACAAGCGACGCCGCAACUCCCCAGAGUGUGCAGAAAUACCAACAUCAAUACCACGGCUACAGCAAGUCCUCUGGUACCAAGCGGCGAUGGCUCAAGUGUGUCGAGGUGGACUACGUUGCUGCGGAUCAUCAUCCAAGGAGAAGAGGUCAGGGCGCACGGCCGUAUUUUGGCUGGUUCAUGAUGACGGCGGAAAGUGUGGUGGAGCUGUGGGAGGUGUUGCUUGAUCAGGAUGUCGAGGAGGUUAAACCUAGAUUGGUUGAUGUGAUAAUUUGUGAGUGCAUCAUGCCCUAUGCGUGUGUUGUUGGUGAGCAGGGGGAGGGUAUUGAGACUUGA